This is a messenger RNA of Angiostrongylus costaricensis, 990 nucleotides long. The record is from the annotation of a GenBank genome assembly. NCBI's taxonomy places the organism in Eukaryota, Metazoa, Nematoda, Chromadorea, Rhabditida, Metastrongylidae.
AUGCCAGUUCCGUUGGCGACACUUCAACAUUUCAAGGAAGAAUAUCCCUUACUACUGAAAAUCAAUUUCGUUGAUUAUUGGAAUUCACAGAAACUUGCGAAUUACCUUUCCGACGAAGGCGCCAUCAUCGAAGCGAACGUCGUCGAGAGGAUUCUCAAAAAAUAUGUUCUAGACACCAGAAGAGGAAUACUUGGACUAGUCCACUAUACUCGAGCAAUGCCUACAGAAAUUAUGAACUACUUCAAAUCGCACGAUGAGCUCGAAUUGCGGAGCAAAAUUCUGUCGUUAUGUGGUGAUGUCCUUGGUGGAAAAUGGAUGGAUCUGCAUCCGAACCACGCCACCAUCACCAGUAUGCGUGGUGGUCUAACAAACCUCGUCUACUUGAUCAAACGUCCUAAAUUCUCACCCUUAGACGACAAACCGGUUACCGUACUCCUCAGGAUACAGUCUCAGACCGAUCAUGAGAAGCUGCUCAAUGAACUAGUCGUCUACACAUCCUUAGCAGAAAAUGGGCUCGGUCCGAAGCUUCUUGGAGUUUUUCCCGGAGGUAGAUUCGAAGAAUUCAUCCCCAGUAGACCUCUCGAACACGAUGAAGUGGCACACCCGAGGAUAUGCAGUCUUUUGGCACGAAUUCUACCACGUUUUCACUCAACAGCGGUGCCUAUCUCAAAACGCCCCAACAUACUGAAAUUGAUGCGAGAAUGGUUGGCACUCUUUGAGGAACAAGGAAACUCCCACGUUCAACUACAAUCCACUUCAUUUCACCUUCACUUAAGUGAUUUUCCGUCUACCAUUUCUACCAAUGAUCUCGCCAAGGAGAUCGACAUCAUCGAAGAAUUCCUUGGAACAUCUCCGUCACCGGUCGUGUUCUGCCAUAAUGAUCUUACCAACGAUGUGCGCAGUGCUAUAGCUAGAGAUGCCCUCUGCGGUACAUAUUGGGUCGCUCGCUGCUUCGAUGCCACCCACUCCACCCCUCCCCCGCCUCAAUAA